ACAAGAAGGUCAAAUGGGAGUGUAAAUAAUUAUUGUUAUACCAUAUUAGAGAUCUAAAGAUGAGACUUCUAUUAAGUAACACAUUUAUGUCAUUGGUUGUGGUUGUGAAUUUAGCCUUGGUUUCAUAUUUGAAAGAAAAUGAUGGAGGUGAUUAUACUCAAUUUUCAUAUAUAACUAAUAUUAGCACAUCAGAUCAUGAUAAAUAUAGAAAUUACUUAAAUCUUGCAAUUGCUGCAUUUGUUUUGAUGCUAGUAGGAUUUUUAGUAGGAAUGGUCCAACCAUUUUUGAAAUAAGCAGCACUUGCUUAUGUGAUGGCCUUGUUGAUUUUAACAGGAUAUGUGUGCCUAUUUGCAGGAGUAUUCAUAAAUGACACCUUCUAAUACAAUUUUUCAGAUGCAAAAUCGUUUAAUUACAGUUUGGCAUCAUUUUUUGGAAUGGGAGGAGUAUUUAUCUAAGGAAUGGUAAAUUCUUGGAGAUAAAGAUCAGUUGAAUGAAUAUUAAUCAUUUAUUCAAUAUAUUAAAUCAUAUAUCUGAG
Paramecium octaurelia is the source of this 535-nucleotide messenger RNA. The record is from the annotation of a GenBank genome assembly. Lineage: Eukaryota; Ciliophora; Oligohymenophorea; Peniculida; Parameciidae.